UACUAUUUCGAUAUUUAAUGAUCUACAAAUUGCAGCAUCAACGGCUCCACAACAAGAAUGUUCCAGAAUUCUCAACGACAACCAAGCUCCAUGCAAAACUCUCCCUACCCCCAACACAAGAACUCCAACGGCAGUUGAGUCUAUUCUCAGACUUCCUCCAACCUCGGCGAAGUCCCCACAAUCAAUUGGCUAUUAAAGCAGAGAGUUGGUCCAAUAUUCAACAGCCUAAUCAGGAAGGCGAAACAGUGCCGCUUUUUGAUUAUGAUUGCACAACUUCUGUUUCAACAGCCUGAGCCUCUGUGGGCAAUCUGGCUACAUCUUCAAUAGGUAGCUAACCCCAUAAACUCACUUUGACGGCAGCUAAGGCAUGUCCGGAUAGCUCGGGAAGCUCAUUUUGGCAAUAUGCGAGUAGAAUUAGAAUAUGUACACCACUCGGCAUUGAUUUCAUAUAAGUUGCAUCUUCAUGCUCAGCUGGCCUUUACUUAGUGUUGGACAUUGAAGCUAUUCAAAGACUGAUAAGAUGCUGCAAACACAAAGCCCCUUUAUUUUCUUUACCAAGCUAAAUUCAGCGGUCGUAAAUUAUCUAUUAAGGAUAUGUCACUCGAAUAGAGUUUGGUUCGAAUGAUGCCAUUGAAUCCGCUCUCUGAGUCUGAGAGCUCUCUCCACCACCGUUUUGCCCCACCUAUCGGCGAAAACUAUCUCCGAUAAUUCAAUGGUCCCCUCGGCUUCAAGAAAACUGAGUCUGGAGCUACCCCUCCAAGCCUCGAAAAAUCGUCCACGAUAUUAAGACAUUUUGACACGUCGCUUCCAACAUCUGAAUCUAACCAGAUUCGCUCAAUAUGGCUGCUCAAGCCUCCACAGAUAAUAAUGACCAUCUCGUCAGAUCAUCUGACAGUCAACACCCCGCAAAUUUGAUCCCAGAGCUAUGCAGAAAGUUUUGGACUUUGGGAUGGGUUACUGGCACUGGUGGAGGGACCAGUAUUCGAGAUGAGUAAGUUUAGUCUUAAUCUCACUUUCAACACUUGACAAAUUUUAGUGACCUGGUAUACCUCGCACCGUCAGGUGUUCAAAAAGAACUCAUGAAAUCCGGUAUUUUCAUAUUUUGAAAGCGACGAGAGACACAUUCUAAUUCGCCAUCCCACGAACAGAAGACAUCUACGUCCUCUCCCUCGCUCAACAAACAGACCCAAAAAGUCGCAUCUACCUCCGCUCACCCCCCUCUCUGAAACCAUCCCAAUGCACCCCCCUCUUCCUAGCCGCCUUUACAAAACGCGGAGCAGGUUGUUGCAUCCACACCCACUCCCAAUGGGCCGUUCUCAUCACGCUCUUGCUCGAAAACUCACCUCAAUCUCAAAAUAAGAAUUUAUUUGAGAUCAACAAUAUUGAGCAAAUCAAAGGCUUUGGGAAGGGAUUCCAGAAACAGGGUGCUUUAGGGUAUCAUGAUACCUUACGUAUUCCCGUUAUUGAGAAUACACCCCAUGAAGAAGAUUUGACCGAGAGUCUGGAGGAGGCGAUGGACAAGUAUCCGGACACCUACGCGGUACUUGUUAGGAGACAUGGGGUGUAUGUUUGGGGUGAGACGGUGCAUAAGGCGAAGACGCAGGCUGAGAGGUAUUUUACUAACCCUCUUCUUUUCUUUUCCCAAACGUGGAGGUCUGAAACUGACGUGCUUUUCGAUAGUUUGGAUUACCUCUUCCAACUUGCAGUUGAGAUGAAAAAACUUGGUUUGCCUUGGUUGAGCGAUAUCUCAUGAUUACAAGAGCAUUGUUAUCUCGAAAAUUCGACUCUCAUCUGAAGUUUUUCGCGAGGAUGAGAGAAUAAUCUAUAAGCGGAGAGAAAAGAUCUCACUCUUUUCGUAAUUUCAUGAUAUUCUAGUACUCAAGACAUCAAAGGUAUUCCUACUCGGACUCUGUUCAACCAGGACAUCAACUGGCCUUCAUGAAGUAUUCAGUAAUAUCUCCAUUCCCUCGAAUUGGGGACUUUUAACCUUGUG
This is a messenger RNA of Hymenoscyphus albidus, 1993 nucleotides long. Lineage: Eukaryota; Fungi; Ascomycota; Leotiomycetes; Helotiales; Helotiaceae. The record is from the annotation of a GenBank genome assembly.